UCUCCGACACAACCGUCGUCACCUACCAACCAGUGCAGCCGCCAAGACAACUCGUAUGAACAGCUAGUACCACCACUGGGCACUGAGGUGAGGAGUGAGCGAGCCCACUCACCUGCCAGCAACAGGGAGAUACGUACAUAUACAACGUACGUACCACUGCCGAGUGAGCUUGCCAGCUGCGAUAGAUGGAGGGCGUGCCGGACGAGAAGUGCGCCCUGGUGGCGGAGCUGGUGCAGGUGCUGGAGAUGGCGAGGCAUCUCGAGACGCGCAUGGCGGUCCUGCAGCAGCAGGGCGGCGGGGAGCACCAGCAGUGCCGGGCGCUGCUGAGCACCAUGCGCGCCUCCAUCGACAGGGCCGUGCACCUGGCCGUGUCCUGCCGUGCCGAGGCGGCGCGUCCGGAGUCGCCGCCGUCGGGCGGGGAUGGCAGCCCGCGCAGCGGCAGCGGCGGGUCCGACCAGGCCGGCGAGGUCCGCGGCCGUGGCAAUGCGACCGGCCAGUGCAAGAAGAGGAAGGCGCUGCCCAAGUCGAGCAUCCAGGUGAGGGUGAGCACCGUGCAGGACGUGAGCCCCCUGGACGACGGCCUCAGCUGGAGGAAGUACGGCCAGAAGGACAUCCUCGGCGCCAAGUACCCAAGAGCCUACUUCCGGUGCACGCACAGGCACACGCAGAGCUGCCAGGCGAGCAAGCAGGUGCAGCGCACGGACGGCGACCCGCUGCUCUUCGACGUUGUGUACCACGGCACCCACACGUGCGCCCAGGCCGCCGCCGCCGCCGCGCACCACCACGGCAACAACCAUCCGGCCACGGACCAGGCCACCUCCCCGGGGUGCGUCGUAGCUGGGCCCGCCGCGCUGCCGUUCUCGCUCCGGCCAGCAGCCUCCAACAAGCCGACGGGCGCCGCAGCCGACGACGGCGCGACCAGCAGCCGUUUCAUCGCGACCGGCUGUACCGUCGUCACCGCGUCUCCUUUCGUGUACCCGGCGACGCCAGACUGCCAGCUGGUUAGCGGCGGCGGCGGCGGCGGCUACGCGGUGGGUGGUGGUGGCGGCGUGGCCGGUGUCCCGAACGUGCCUGACGUGGAGCUCGCCUCCACGACAAACUCCCCUAUGGCUAUGGGGGAGAUGGAUUUCAUGUUCCCGCUGGACGCCGCCGAUUUCUUGGAGCUGGAGAACCCGGCCAGCUAUUUCUAAACGACACAAACCACGUGCCUGCAUCUAUACUAGUCUAGCUAGCCAAGAAAUACCGAUAGGUAAACACGACAAGGCGAAACGAGCACCUCUCUCACUGCCAUCCCUCACUGGUACGGUGUAUAAUCUCCCCUUGCAAGCUGGAAGUAUGCAAGGGUAGAUACGGCUAUGACAUGUCACGCCACGCGUCAUCCUAGUUCUGAAACCUUUCUCCAACAUAUGUAUAGUUGCCCGCUCUCUUGCAUAUAUAUACUUCGACUUUACAUCUUCUUGUUAGCUACAAUAUGCACCGGCCUAAUGGAGAAUUCUUCCAUGCCACAUGCACCGGCCUAUUGGAGAUCCAAGCACGUGACUUAGGUAGUGUUUGGUUGAGGAGCCAAGUAGAACGGAGCCGUUCUAUCUCUGAUUCUAGGAACGAAGCCGCUCUGUUCUGUGUUUGGUAAUCUG
Molecule: messenger RNA, 1634 nt
Organism: Zea mays
Lineage: Eukaryota; Viridiplantae; Streptophyta; Magnoliopsida; Poales; Poaceae
Product: WRKY transcription factor 72A
Exons: 3
Coding region: 186-1190 (334 amino acids)
Biological process (GO): regulation of DNA-templated transcription
Cellular component (GO): nucleus
Molecular function (GO): DNA-binding transcription factor activity; transcription cis-regulatory region binding
Source: RefSeq, a predicted model, not a curated record